Molecule: messenger RNA, 2460 nt
Organism: Camelina sativa (false flax)
Lineage: Eukaryota; Viridiplantae; Streptophyta; Magnoliopsida; Brassicales; Brassicaceae
Product: proton pump-interactor 2
Source: RefSeq, a predicted model, not a curated record
CUAAAAAAAUUAUUUAAGGAUGAAGAAAGAAGAUCUUUUUUUAAAGCCUUGAAGAUAGAGAUUUUAAGAAAUAGCCAAAAGAGAAAUCUCUCACCAUUUUGAUUGAUAGAAUUAGAGAGAAGAAAGACCGAAGAACAGAACAGGGUCUCUCUCUCUCUCUCCCUCUUUCUCUAAAAAAGUCUCAGAUUUUUUUCUCCCUUUAGGAUUUUUUUUCAAAGUAAUCAGAAUAAAAAUUUCCUCUUCAGCACAAAACCCUGAGAUUUUUGCGAGCAUCUGUGUGUAGUGACGACACUCAUAUCUCGUUUUCUAGGUGGUGCCAAAAAUGGGUGCGCAGAUUAUACUCUGUGAUGGCUUCGAGGUGGUUCCUCCGCCGGAGAUGAACGAUUUGAUUUUCUUCGGAAGCGACCAAUCUGUGUCUAACUGCGAUGUAUCAACUGUCACCACCGAAGAAGACGGCACUGUUUUUUCCGGCGAUAGUUCGCCGGGACUUGCGGCUGAAGAGGAAUGGCCUGAAGCUAAGCAUUUCUCUUUCUACUUUGUUAAACAACCGGUUUAUGAUGAUCCUGAGAUCAAAUCUAAGAUUGAUGAAGCUGAUCAGGAGAUUUAUCGCUGUAAUAAGCUCCGUAUCAAUGUCUCCACUGCACAAAAACUCGAAAGGGCUGAGCUUUCGUCUUUGUUUGCUCAAAUGGAGGGUUUGGUUCCUACAUCAGAAGGAUAUAGAUUGGUUUUUGAAACAAAGAAGAGGGAAUUUGAUACUCUACAGGAAGCUCUACGGAACCUUCGGUGUUCUAGUAGGAGUGAUCAGCUUUGCUUUACAAAAGAGGAGCUCGAUCAUCUUGUAUAUAUAGCUCAUUAUCAGAUUGAACAUGGUAGCAUUGGUUUGGAAGAUAAAGAUUGGGUGCUUAAGGAUGUUGAGAAGCCUGAUGGGAUAGUUCUAAGCGAGGAAUCUCUUGCGCAGAAAGAAGCUUCUAUUAACCGUGUCAAGUCAAUAGCUGUGGAAUUGUAUGAAGUAAAGAAGGAGCUCGAUGCGAUUACAUGGAAUAUUAGCCAGUUGUCUGACAAAAUGGGGAAGCUUCAGAACAAUAUCAGGAUGUUGGAUUUAGAAAUGGCACAACUACUUGAGAAGAGGGACAAAUCGUAUGCAAGGAUUAAGAUGCUGAGGAUACAACGAGACAAAGGGAAUGCUGCCUUUUUCCAGAGCCAUGCUGUUAUGAGGAAAGCUAAAGAAUUGGCUGCUUCUGGAAAUGUUAGAGAUCUUGAAGUGUUUGCCAGCUCUGAGGUUGAUAAAUUCAUGACUCAUUGGAAUGGUGACAAGGCUUUUAGGGAUGAUUACGUGAAAAGAAUCUCUCUUUCACUCUGUGAAAGACAGCUGAACCGUGAUGGCCGGAUUAAAGAUCCUGAAGUUCAGGUUGUUCGGGGAAAGCAAGUGCUGAGUAAGACUAUGAUGAUGGGAGGCGAGAAGGUUUACAAGGCGAGUAGAGAAGACUCCAGCUCCAACUCGUCUCAAGAUGGAAAUGUAAUUACUGACAAACGAAAGAAAGAAACGAGGAAAGAGGCUGUGGAUUGCAGCAACAGGUCGAGUGCUGAGGAAAGCGAUGUUAUAGAUUUGGAGUUCCCGGUGUAUGAGAUACCAAAGAAGGAAGAAGAAGAUGUCGAUGAAGAAACGUUGAAGGAGAGGAAAAGAGAAGAGCAGUUAGAGAAAGCUCGGUUAGCGAUGGAAAGGAAGAGGAAGCUGCAAGAGAAAGCUGCUGCUAAAGCUGCUAUAAGAGCUCAAAAGGAUGCUGAGAAGAAACUCAAGGAGUGUGAGAAGAAGGCGAAGAAGAAAGCUGCUGCAAAUUCUUCUUCUUCUCCUUCAGAAUCAGACCAAUCACGAGAAGUGAUCAAUGAGCUGGAAAAGGUUAGGACGUUAACAGCUUCAGGGAAAGAGAAGCACCAGAAGGAUAGAUCAUUGUUUCCAAAGCAAAGAAGUUUCAGGUACAAACACCGCGGGAGAGGAACCGAAGCUCUCCCUAAGGCCAUCCUAAACCGUAGAAAGGCUCAUAAAUAUUGGGUUUGGGGACUUUCCUCUGCUGCACUUGCUUGCGCACUCUUUCUCGUGGUUUUACUUCUAAGGUAAAGUGAGAAAAGGAAAGAGACAUUGAAAGGUCUUGUGACUUUGCCUAAUUGGAGAGAUGGAGUGAGUGAAGGAAGAGCUGCAAAGUUAGCGGUUAGUUUCUUUAUAAUAGGUUCAUAACCUUUAGAUAUUAUUUUAUUAGUCAAUGUUUCUGUCUCUUUGGAGAGUUGUCUGAAAAAAAAAAAAAACAUCCUAAUUGUGAGUAAGAGCUUCUAAGAGUCCAUAGAGAGAUCUCAUGUUGUCUUGAUGUGAACAUUGUGGAUUGAAUCCACUUUAUAGUUAGUCAAGAUCCUUGACUAAUUACAUAUAUCCUUAAAAAAAUUGCAAAUAAAAAUUAGCUUCUUCCA